AUGCGGCUCGAGGACUUAUGCCAUUAUGUUUUCGCAGAUUCAGAAGGCGCGGGAAACAAACACGAAGGUGGAACAAGGAGUAAUGGAAACAGGCAACUGCCUGCGGACUUUAAUGAAAAACAAAGUGGAGAUAGGUGGCGGAACGCGGAGAUUUGUGUGACGCCAGUCAGACGGCGAGAGAGCGUGCCCAGCGAGGAGACGCUUUUCGGCGGGAGUGCAAGACGGCUUCAGAGUGCAGAUCGACGAGUGCUGGCCGCUGUUUUGGUCGUUUUGCGUAAACAACUAUAG
Bursaphelenchus okinawaensis is the source of this 288-nucleotide messenger RNA. Lineage: Eukaryota; Metazoa; Nematoda; Chromadorea; Rhabditida; Aphelenchoididae. The record is from the annotation of a GenBank genome assembly.